CUGUCUGAUUUUUUGAUAAGACAUUGUACAAAUACCUAUGUACAACACAACAAUAAAGUAAUGUAAAAGGUAAAGAUAUUGUAAUGUGUAUACGUACUUAAGGUGCUCCAAAGAAUGAGGAUUUUUGGGCUUCCAGAGCCCUCCUCCAAACCAACUUCGACUUCGAAACAUGUUUUAAUAUUGCGAUCGCAUUUGGGUGGUGCCUUGGGUUAAUCUCAUAUUUCGGUUUUGGUUUCUUUUACCGCUAAGGGCAUCAACAUUUAAUAAGACAACCUAGAUUAUAGGAGAUUCUCUAUACGAAUCUGUACAUAUGAAAAUUUUUGUAAACGUUGAAGCAAUUGUCAAAAUACUAAUAGAAAUCGACACAUUGUUUAGGUUAGAUUUUUUGUUUUUGUACUGUUCAUUCUUAUCGUUACUCUAAUAAUUAAUUAUCACAUUGCUCACAAAUUCACACUUACUUUUUUAUACAUCUUUUUAUUGCACCAUGUAUAGAGUUUCAAAGUAACAUAGAUCACACACGUAAAAUUUUGUGCGACGCAAAACGUAGCCUACCCUCCAUUACUGAACGGACUAUGGAAUCACAUGUUAGGUUACUUCUUUGUCAUUUGCUGCCAUUAUUUAUAAUAAUUUUGUUCACAAAAGUCUGUUAAUUACAAAACAAAGGAGUUUUCGUUUCCAUAAAUUACAAUUUAUUUAAAUUUUAUUUACGCACAUGAAACAACAUCAAGAAAGGUGUAAAAAACACACCAAUAUUAAAGAAGAUUAGUUUAUUGACAAUUAACAAGAUACAUGUUAGUAUCUAUAAUUAAGAAGUUACAAAUGAAUCAUUAAUUAUGAGAGUGUUGGAAUUAUAUAGCGGUAUCGGAGGAAUGCAUUAUGCAUUUCAAGAAAGUGGCGUCCAUGGGAAUUGUGUUGCAGCAGUGGAUAUAAAUACUGUUGCAAAUGAUGUUUAUAAACACAAUUUUCCAAAUGUUUGUCUUAUGAAUCGCAAUGUUCAAUCAAUUUCUGCACAAGAAAUAAAUGACUUACAUAUAGACACUAUAUUUAUGAGCCCUCCUUGUCAACCAUACACAAGGGUAGGCCUUCAAAAAGAUGUAUUGGACAAUAGAUCUUCUUCAUUAUUUUAUGUUCUAGAACUCAUACCUCAAAUAAAAUUGUUAAAAUAUAUUUUACUUGAAAAUGUAAAAGGCUUUGAAAAAUCUGAAAUGAGAAAUGAGGUAUUAAAAUGCAUUAAUAAUUGUGGAUUUAAUUAUAGAGAAUUGAUUUUAAGUCCAUGUCAGUUUGGUAUCCCGAAUACCAGAUACAGAUAUUAUCUGUUGGCUAAGAAAAAGAAUCUCAAAUUUUGUUUUGACCACACUGCAUUAAAUUUCAAUUUGCCAGAUGAUGUUUUAAUAGCUUUACCAAAGAGUAAGCAUAAUUUUUUAGCAGAAACAAGUUGCACACCAGGUAUGGAAAUUAGUAUGGAAAAAAGAUGUUAUACAUUAGAUAAGAUUUUGGAAAAUGUUGAAGAAACCCAAUAUCUAAUACCAAACAAAUUACUACAAAAGAGAGCUUGGGUAUUAGAUAUAAGGACAUCAGAAAGUCGUGGUUCUUGUUGUUUCACAAAAGCAUAUGGUCAUUACACAGAAGGUACAGGAUCUGUGUAUUGUCCCUAUUCAGAAAACAUAAUUAAAGAAGCAUAUUCAGCAGCAAGUGAAUACACUCAUGAAUCAGUAGAAGUGGUAGAAAUCUUAGGAAAAUUAAAGCUAAGAUAUUUUACACCUAGAGAAGUUUGCAGAUUAAUGUGCUUUCCAGAAAACUUUACAUUUCCAAAGCACACAACAGACAAACAAAAGUAUAGACUGUUGGGUAACUCAAUUAAUGUACAUGUAGUUGGCAGACUAAUAUUUUUAUUAUAUAAUGAAAAUUAAAUUGUAUAAAUCUUCAGAAAAAAAUACAAUACUUUUUUAUUAAACAAGAUCCGUAUUUAAUGAAAAGGCUUGUAAGGAAAUAACAAAUAUAGUGAAAUAGUUUAUGUAAAAACAUUCAACUUUUAAUACAAGUAAAAAUUAUUCACAUAUAAGUAGCAUAUGA
Messenger RNA from Nomia melanderi (Alkali bee), 2073 nucleotides. It is a transcript of the gene Mt2, whose product is annotated as tRNA (cytosine(38)-C(5))-methyltransferase. Gene Ontology annotation, cellular component: nucleus. NCBI's taxonomy places the organism in Eukaryota, Metazoa, Arthropoda, Insecta, Hymenoptera, Halictidae. Gene Ontology annotation, molecular function: methyltransferase activity. The record is from RefSeq and is a predicted model, not a curated record.